This is a messenger RNA of Plodia interpunctella (Indianmeal moth), 5657 nucleotides long. It is a transcript of the gene KCNQ, whose product is annotated as KCNQ potassium channel. Gene Ontology annotation, biological process: potassium ion transmembrane transport. The record is from RefSeq and is a predicted model, not a curated record. Gene Ontology annotation, molecular function: voltage-gated potassium channel activity. The transcript is spliced from 17 exons. Bases 248 to 2554 code for a protein of 768 amino acids. Lineage: Eukaryota; Metazoa; Arthropoda; Insecta; Lepidoptera; Pyralidae. Gene Ontology annotation, cellular component: voltage-gated potassium channel complex; membrane.
GGACGCGUCAGUCGAGUCGCAAUCCGCGCCACGCCGCAGCGCGCUCGAGCCGCACGCGCGGCCGCCGAGCUCAUGACUGGCGGGUGUUAUGCCGGCGCUCCGGGUCGGCCCAGCUCGCGCCGAGCCGCCGUCGCCGCCGCUGCUGCCGCGCCGCGCCGCGACCAGCCCGAACUACCCCGACGACUCUAGCUCGUACACAAAAACGCACGCGAUCACGCGUCUCACCUCUACCGGAAUGUAAAUAUUUAUGGAUGUCAGUUUUCAGUUGUUUAGAUUGGCUGUAAAUUUUAAGGUGAAAAUGAAACCGACCAGGCGAGUUCGCGUACACGAAGAUGCUAUACGUCAUAGCGAGAGUAAGGUUGGCGGCAACCGAUUGGCGACGCCGCGGAUGUCGCUGCUCGGCAAGCCGCUGAGCUACCGCGCUACGCGACGCGACGCGCGAUACCGCCGCCUACAGUCCAAGUUCUACAACUUCCUCGAACGGCCAAGGGGUGUAAAGGCUGUCCUCUAUCAUAUGAUUGUGUUCCUGAUGGUGUUCAUGUGUCUGUCGCUGUCCGUGUUCUCCACCAUCGAAGAAUACGAAGCCAAAGCUGGGAUCGUCCUCUUCUACAUGGAAACUGUUGUGGUCAUCUGGUUUGCAAUCGAAUUCUUUCUAAGGUUGUGGUCGUCAGGAUGCCGCUCCCGAUAUCAAGGCUCAAUGGGACGCCUCAAAUUCUUGAGGCGACCAUUUUGUAUUAUCGAUGUCACAACAAUCUUGGCUUCGCUGGUGGUCUUGGGCAUGGGCUCGUCGGGCCAGGUGUUCGCGGCGUCUGCGCUGCGCGGCUUACGCUUCUUUCAGAUCCUGCGCAUGGUGCGCAUGGACCGACGCGGCGGCACCUGGAAACUACUCGGCUCUGUUGUUUAUGCUCACAGACAGGAACUAAUAACCACACUCUACAUAGGGUUCCUUGGAUUAAUAUUUGCAUCAUUUCUAGUAUAUUUGGCAGAAAAAGAUGUAGCGGAUACCAAAUUUAAAAAUUUCGCCGAAGCUCUUUGGUGGGGAGUUAUCACGCUGUGCACAGUGGGGUACGGCGACAUGGUCCCGCAGACCUGGCAGGGCAAGUUCAUCGCCUCCUUCUGCGCUCUGCUCGGCAUAUCGUUCUUCGCACUCCCUGCUGGUAUAUUGGGGUCGGGCUUCGCGCUAAAGGUCCAGCAGCAGCAACGACAGAAGCACAUGAUAAGGAGGCGCCAGCCAGCCGCCACCCUUAUACAGGCUCUGUGGAGGUGCUACGCGGCCGACGAGCACUCCAUGAGCAUAGCCACAUGGAAAAUACAUCAGAUUCCACUGCCCAGUCCGCAGACAAGUCGGGUGAUGAGUGCAUCGUUCAAGAACAAUGCGUCGUUUGUGUCGCGGCUGCCGACCAUCCGCCGCCACAAGAGCACCUCGCUGCACUCCCCCGCCCCGCACUCCAAGCCCGCCGUCUCACACCAUCGCUAUGAUGUCAACGCCAGCGCUGAGAAUCUAGGCGCGUCGACCGGCCGCGCGGGGCGGCGACCCGUCAACCCUUCCUUCAGCGAAGACUCGGUGGCCGAGACCCAGCUCUCCAAGAAAACCUCCGACGACGAAGACGAAGAGCCUCGCUGUGUGACGCUCACCCCUCGACACAAAGCUGCCAUUCGAUUUAUAAGAAAGCUCAAGUAUUUUGUCGCACGCAAGAGAUUUAGAGAAGCGUUGAAACCAUACGACGUGAAAGACGUGAUAGAACAGUAUUCUUCGGGGCACGCUGAUCUUCUAAACCGAACCAAGAACCUGCAGUACAGGUUAGACCAAAUACUUGGGAAACAAGGAUCGAAAGCUAAAGAUGUAUAUGCAUCCAAAAUCAGUCUAGCUUCCAGAGUAGUUAAGAUUGAAAGACAAGUAGAUGAUAUAGAAAGUAAGUUGGAUCAUUUAUUAGAAUUAUACGAGGAAGAUAGGCGGGGAACGCGUAGAAUAGCUAAUACAACGAAUGGGGGAGAAGGGGGUUCGUCGACAGAGGGGGCGCUGACGCUGCGCGGGCGACCUGCGCUGACCGACAAGCAAUGCUCCGAGCCCAACUCGCCGGUGUCUCGGACGUUUGAUGCGCCAGCGCCUUCCUCGGCGGCGCCAUUACCUCCCAAACGGCCUAUGAACAGGGGCUACUCAGAUCUGGGUACCCGAUUCAUGAGGAAAAAAGUCAUCGUAAAGACAUCAUCAAGUAGAAAUGGUGACUCUCCGAGAGAAGAUGAGGUGGUAAUAGUAGUACCCACGGAUCGGGAUGACACGCCCCCAAGACUAGUUACAGAUAGUUCAGAGGUAUGCGCGAGUUGUUCCGUGGAUGUGGAAACUGAGGCGGAGGCGGGAGCAUCCGGCAGUUCGGGGUCGGCGUCGUGGUGCGAGGGCGACGCAGCUGACGAGCGCGGCUACGGCUCCGGGGACUCCCUGGCGGAAGACGCAGCCUUGCUUGGCGACGUGGCGCACCCGCAUGCGCCGAGGAUAGUGCGCGCACAGAGACGGGACGUUGCCGUCGACUUGCAUCUCUUGCACCCCGACGUCUAAAACAUGAUACAGUGUCUAUCAGAUAGAUUUAAGUUUCAGCCUUUUUUAUAACUUUUCUGCUUGAGUGAACAGAAGAAACGCGCAUUUAAAUCAAAGAUGUGCCCAUAAUUUACUAUAAAAUGAAACCAACUGUGCUGUGAAUAAACUAAAACCUAAAUUGAAUUUUGUGAAUAAACUAAAAACAUAUUCAAUAAGUACCUAAUUAUUAAGUACCUACAUGAUAUAUCAAUGAUGCGAAAUUUAUAAAUAAAACGUUUCCUUGAAUUUCUACACUCCUCAUUCUAUGCAGCGUAGAUAGGAAUGGCAUACUAUGCUUAUUUCUUGCACAUUCAGUCAUAAAAAUGCCGAUGUCAAUCUGAUUAGAUAGGUGCUUUUAAAGUGAAAAAAGCAAUCAUAGUAUAGAGUGAAUGAAUAGAUUUAAUAGUGUGUCUUGUUAAACUCCAAUAAAACUGUCGAACAACGAUUAAUAAAUUACUUGGUUACUAGUGUCACGGAUUCCAGUCGUUUAUAUUAUACUAUAGGUAUAAGUAAUUUAUAUUUAUAAAUAAAGACCAAAGACUCGAAAUUAGACGUGGUUAUAGUUAAUAAUACUAAUUACAAGUAUUAUUACGCUUAAAUAGAUAUUUUAUAUUAUUGCUUUCGAAUUGUAUUAAUACGGCACCAACUUUUUAACAGAUUACGUACAAAAGACGUUGUAGAUACCGACUUCGCGUAGUUAAUCUUGAAUUUUCUGAAAGUGACCAUACGAAUCUUGAUAAUAAUUAACUAGAUAGUAGCAAAUCAGUUCCGCAGGGUAUUGAUUGAAAUUAUAGAAAUCCUAUUGUAUUUUUAAAAAUGUUGCACAUAGACACAAAAGAUGAAUGCAUGAGGCCCGUAAGGAAUAAUUUGUUACUAUUUACAGCCAGUCUCGGCUUUGAAGUAAAAUCAUAAUAAACAAAAACUUCUUCCGAAAUCACACUAUCUAUUGGUGAAAACGGUACAAAAAUCCAUCCAGUGUUUUUAAGUUUAUCGCUGACAUAAGUACAGAUGACGCGCCACAGGGCCUAUUUUUAAAAUAAGUAGGAAUGUACUAACUUUUGACUCCCUCCUCUCCCCCUUCCCUCCAUUUUUUUCGUUUGGGGAUUGUAUUAAUAAAGAACGAGUGUCUUUAACUACAUGCAUACCAAAUUUCAUCAAAAUGGGUCCAGCGGUAGACAGACUUUCGUAUUUAUAAUAUUAGUAUGGAUUCUAUAAACAUUAAUACUUGAGUAAAUAUUAUAUUAUGUAAAAAACAAAAGAAAAUCUAAUCUUUGAGGUAUAUGAGCAAAUUGAGUGUUUUCUGGAAGUAGGUUGGUCUAGGUACUUAAAUAUAUAAGGUAACACCUAUAAGAUCUAUCGACUUGAGAUAUAUUGGAGGUUCUAUAUUUCAAUCAAUACUUUGCUUGCAUAGAUACUAUGCUUCAGAUUUACAAUAAAAACAUAUUUUAUAGUUAUACAAAAAUGUACAUAUUUUAAUAAUAAUAUAAGGCGAAGCUAAAGUUUUGCAACGACCACGUUUAUGUGCUUUUUAAUAUUGUCACCUUGUCACCUUACUUUCAAGUUUGAUCUACGAGCAGUAGUCAAUUUUUUUAAAUCAAUGAUGACUCGAAUAUAUCAGAAAAGGCAAUCUAAUACAAUGAGAGCUUGAGCGUGCUACGUCCAUACCGUAUUCAUAAAUAUCAAUAGAUUUUUUUUUCUUCUAUGAAAUACAUUUGAAAUAUGGCCUAAACAUUUUACUAACUAUUCAUUGUUUUUGUAAAGUACCUUUAUUAUGUAAGUUCCUAUAUUUUGUUAGUUCGAAUUCGAAUCGUCGAAAACAUAGAACUGUGAUAGAUUUUAGUUUUAUAAGUUUGAAUGCACAAAAAGUUUUCUUUUUGAUAACAUUAAUGUAAUUAAAAUAGUCACAAAUCUGUAACUGUACAAUCAAAUCCUAUUUAGGUAAAUUCGUACUUCAAUUAGAAACUUCCUAUAUUCUUGAACCAAUUUUGAAACUUUUGGACAUGUUUCUUAAUAAAAGCAGGGUAAAGUAGCCUGACAUACUUGUUAAUAAAUAUAAGAUUUCGUACAUUUAUUACAUAUUAAGUACGUUUCAUCACCUGAUCAUUGUCCAUAAAAAAUAUAGUAACUUCCUAAAUGUUAAGCAUAUACUAUAUAGUUUGUAUGUGCUGAACGGCUGCUUUUCCAUCUAUGUGUUGAAAGAUGCUGAGCUAUUAAGUACCUAAAUAACCAAAUUACAUGUAUACAAAAAUAAAUGAUAUCGACAUCAUUUUAUGUUCACAGCUUAGAUUGGACCUCACAGAAAUGGUAAAUGCAAAAUGCAUGUAUGACAUAGGAUGGAACUUUGUAAUAGUUUAAAUGUUUAUUUAUGAAAAUAUACAUUUGCUAAAUAAAUUUCCCACGUGACGUCACUAUGAUUCCAAAACAAAAUAUAAUUAUGUAGGUAUGAAACUUAAUUGAGUUAUAUGAUAAAUAUCAAAAACCUAAACUAACGGAUACAGCAAUCACCAAAACACUUGUAAAUAGGCGUCUAAUCUUGACUGUACAAUAUCAUCUAGAUAAAAAAAACGAAUGAAGUUUAUUCUAAUCCGCAAGAAGUUUAUUCUUAUUCUAAUAUUUAAAUUUUGACUAAAAAUUUAUUAGGUACCUACGUACUUUUACGUGUUUUUUCCUGUGUAUAAUUGAAUACUUACAUCCGAAAAGCGUCUUCCGAUGUUCAAUACAAAAUAUAUGUAGGUCUAAACCCUGCGAGUACAUUAGAUACUAUAGUUGGUUUGAACUCGGAGUUUUCAUCAUAGUCUGAGAUAUGGAUUGAAAAGAAUUAUUUCAUACCUAAAAUAAUUAGGUACCAUAAUUACGAAUGUAACUCAUUCAUAAAUGGCAUCACAUCAAGCAUACAAAUUUUUAUUUGAUUGAUAGUAUCAAAUAAUUACCUAUAUUUACCUACAAUGGGACCUACUGAUGCCUGUAAGUUUUCUUAAUACCAAUACCUGUUAAUAUAAUUUAAGCAAAUUGCCUACCUAGUCAAUUAAGGUUUGUUCACAUCUGACCUAUAAAUGCUUCGUCAUAGGUAAUAAAUAAACAAAUG